Molecule: messenger RNA, 1381 nt
Organism: Pyricularia oryzae 70-15
Lineage: Eukaryota; Fungi; Ascomycota; Sordariomycetes; Magnaporthales; Pyriculariaceae
Exons: 2
Coding region: 57-1220 (387 amino acids)
Source: RefSeq, a predicted model, not a curated record
AUCGUACUUCUCGACCUUGGUCUCAGCACCUGUUUACCACAGCAACUUGAUACAAAAUGGCUGCAACUUCCUCACCAUCAGAGCGGCUCAAAGUCGCUAGACUCGCCAACGGCGCCCCGGACCUGAUCUGGAACCGACCUUUGGCUCCAGGCGUGAAAUCCUGCGACAAUUGUCUACGCAAAAGCGCCGCCCAACUUGAGGAUUCGGAUUUUGAAGCUGACUUUGAGAUCAGCUGCUCCCACGAAAGUGCAUUGUCACUGGAAGAUAUCAUGACCGUCAGUGUCAAUGGGCCUUGUAUCAAACGAGGAUGUGCUAUCAACGGGAGCAUCGCUGCUGCUCUAGAGGACAUUCUCCUUCUCUUCCGCUUCAUAACUAAGCACGCGAAAUCACUGGUCCCCAUUCCAAUUUGUGUGAGGCAGAUCAAGAUGGCCUUGCAUCAAGCGCUGUGCACUACCGUGGAAGUCAGACGCGAAUUCGUGAGGCAGCUUCUCAUGCAGACUCCUGCAGUCUACCAAAAGGAUUCUGCCCGGAGACUGGACCAUUUCCGCCAUCGGGGCCCUUUCCCCUACGACGGGGACAUAGCCGAGAAGCGCGCCUGGCACCUCUCAAGCAUGCCCCGUCUGUUGCCGACCGAUGGCCCAUACGAGAAGUUCCACCUGGCCAUUGAUGGUCUCUCGUUCCAGCAAGAGCUGUUCUUGCGAAAGGCCGCCAAGGCGGCUACCAAAUCCGUUCGAGAUCAGAUGCCCCCGAUGCACCUCCUGAGCCAAGCGCUGCGGCUUCGAGAUGGAGCACACGUCGAGCCCCCCUCUGGCAUUAAGCCCAAACACAACAACGAGUCUGCUGCCGAAGCACAAGAGAACGGGAGAAAGCCUGGAAAGUUGGCCCAGGCAAGUGGUGAAACUCGUUACAAGCCCAAAGAGGAGCCCGGACAAAUCAUCGCCAACAGAGUCAAGUUCGAGCCCCGGGAUCUCUUUACCAUAGUCUUUCCUGGAGACAGAAAGCGCAAGAGGACUCACACAGCCACCGACAAGCCAGGCCCAUACAAAAGGCCCAAAGGCAGUGCCCUUCGUUUUGGUGGCGCUUUGAGGCUUGCCACACAAGACAGGAAGGAGAAGGCACCACUUCCUGAGCCCAGAGGACGCCUCUCUGGCGGCUGCAAGCUUGGCAAAAUGACUUGGCAAAGUGACCGGGCCAUCGCUGUACCCAGGUCUUUACCGUAAGACCUUGUGCUGAUCUGGACGAUGAAAGGCACAAGCUCAACGGGCCUAUACCGGGCAGUGAUGACAGAGGUUAGGGCGGACUCGACUUGAUAGUCUGCCAAAGGCUGUUCCUCUUAUCAUGCCGCGAGAUUUCUUUAACGCUCAGCUACUGGGAAAGGAUG